Molecule: messenger RNA, 357 nt
Organism: Phyllostomus hastatus (greater spear-nosed bat)
Lineage: Eukaryota; Metazoa; Chordata; Mammalia; Chiroptera; Phyllostomidae
Product: AP-3 complex subunit sigma-1-like
Exons: 2
Coding region: 1-357 (118 amino acids)
Biological process (GO): protein transport; vesicle-mediated transport
Cellular component (GO): intracellular membrane-bounded organelle
Source: RefSeq, a predicted model, not a curated record
AUGAUCAAUGCGAUCCUCAUCUUCAGCAACCACAGGAAGCCACAGCUCUCCAAGUUCCACCAGCUUUACGGUGGAGAUACACAGCAACAAAUCAUCAGGGAUAUAUUCCAUUUGGUAUCCAAGAGAGAUGCAAGUGUUUGUAAUUUCCUUAAAAGAGGAUUAUUAAUUGGAGAAUCUGACAACAAACUGAUUGAUAGACAUUAUGCAAUGUUAUACUUUGUCUUCUGUGUGGAUUUUCCGGACAGUGAACUUGGCAUUGGAGCUAUCAUUCAAGCUGGUCUAACAGGAGCUCCAGCCCGUGCUGCAUCAGCUGUAAAGAAUGUGAAUCUUCCUGAGAUCCCAAGAAAUAUUUGGUGA